Molecule: messenger RNA, 903 nt
Organism: Grosmannia clavigera kw1407
Lineage: Eukaryota; Fungi; Ascomycota; Sordariomycetes; Ophiostomatales; Ophiostomataceae
Product: 7-alpha-hydroxysteroid dehydrogenase
Exons: 4
Coding region: 1-903 (300 amino acids)
Molecular function (GO): oxidoreductase activity
Source: RefSeq, a predicted model, not a curated record
AUGGCCUCACUCACGACCGAGAGUUUGUUUGGGGUGAAGGGGCACGUGGCCGUGGUGACGGGUGGCAGCAGCGGGCUGGGGCUGAUGAUCUGCAAGGGCCUGGUGACGAACGGGGCCAAGGUAUACCUGGUAGCACUGCCGUCGGAGCCCAUCGCGGCGCGGGUGGCGGAGCUGAACGCACUGGCGGAGACGUGUGGCAGCGGCGGCUCCGCGCUGGGCUACGGCUGCGACGUGUCGAGCAAGGAGGCGAUCGCCGGCCUGGCAGCACACAUCAGCGGGCUGGAGCAGCACGUGGACAUGUUGAUCUCGAACGCGGGCAUCCGACGGGACCCUCCGACGGCCUGCGACGUGCUGACGGCGCCGCUGGCCGAACUGCAGGCAUCCAUGUGGUCGUCGCGUCACGGCGAUUGGGCCGACACGUUUGCCGUCAACACGACGGCGCACUACUUCUUGUCGGUGGCCCUACUGCCGCUUCUGGCGGCGGCGGCGGCACGUGACCUUGGCAACGGGCGCACCGGGCGCAGCGAUGGCCGCGGCGUCAUCGUCAUCACCAGCUCGUGCGCCAGCAUGCACAACGUGACCAACGUGGACCUGACGAGCUACGCGUCCAGCAAGGCGGCGACAGACCAUCUGGUGCGGCUGCUGGCGGCCAAGUUCGGCCGCUUCUACGUUCGGGUGGCCGGGAUCAACCCGGGAUUCGUGCCCAGCAACAUGAACCCGGUCGGGGCCGAGGGCAACAUCUUCAGCAACCUCUUCGACAAGGUGCCGGCGAAACGGGCCGGCAACGAAGAAGACAUUGCCGGCGCAGUGCUCUAUCUCGCCAGCCGUGCAGGCGCAUACAUUGACGGCAUCAACCUGUGCAUUGAUGGCGGGCGGGUCCUGGUGGCCAAUGGGCAGGAAUAG